AGACAGCGUUUCUUUCAAGGAGGGACAGCCAAUCGCCAGCCCCGAGUUCCGAGAGCUAGCUCAGGGGGAUCCUUCCUGGGAAUUGGCUUCUCUCCUGUUCGACGACAACGGAUACGGUCUGCCUGCUUUUUGGAGGCAGCUGGUGUCCGAGGCUACCGACCGUGCCCUCGCUCAAGAGCCCGGGCUGGAGGAGAAGGCGAUCAUCUGUCUGGCGGGAAACCGGGUAGCCGAUGCCUGUGGCUACCUACUUGCCGCGGGUAACUUCCGGUUGGCCACUCUCGUUUCCGGCAUCGGGAUGCAAGACGGGGAUAUGAAGGCCCAGCUGAAGGAUUGGCGAGAGUCGAACGUGCUGGCCGAGUUCUCGCAACCUGUCCGAGCCAUCUACGAGCUCUUAGCCGGCAACGCCGGUGUCUGCGCCGGCGUCAAGAAUGUUCCCAUUGAGAACCGGGUUGACUCGUUCACGAUCUCUCAGCGGUUCGGGCUGGACUGGAUGCGGUCGUUUGGCCUCCGUCUCUUCUACACGACCGGCGCCACCGCGAAUGUCGCGGAGGCGGUUCGUUCUUUCCAGGCCGACAUCGAGCAGGACAAGGAGCCGGAGCCGGAUAGCGCUCUGUGGUCGCUCCUCAAGGCCUUCGCAAACCAGGAGUUUGACUGGUCCGACACGCGCCUUGGCUGGCUUUUGACCAAGGCAAUCUACGCUACAGGGAAGGUUUCAUUUGGACAGGAUGCCGCCGAGAAGCUCGACAAGGCCUCCCUGGCUUAUGCUUCGGCCCUCACGGCGCAGUCCCAGUGGGUACCUGCCACCUUUGUUCUCCUCCAGCUUUCGGACGCCGCAUCCCGUGAGGCUGCCGUGCGCGACCACCUCGGCCGUCACGCGCGCCGCAUUGGCUCGCCGCGCAACCCAAACAGCGCCUUCUCCUCGCUCCGGAAGUUUGGCGUGCCCGAGACUUGGAUCUGGGAGGCCAAGGCGCUCGACUUCCGCGCCCGGGGAGACUCGCAGCAGGAGUUCCUCGCGCUGGUCUGGGCGCAGAACUAUAGCGAGGCGAACCAGGCCUUUGUCCAUCGCGUCGGGCCAGACCUGGUCAUCGCGCGGGACUUCCGGCGCCUCUUCCGCUUCGCACAGCUCCUGUUCAAGGUGAAAGGCAAACUGCAAGACUGGGACCGCGGGGCCGCGGUCUAUCUGCUGUAUCCGAUGGCGCGGUUGCAGGGUAAGCAGCACGGGCUGGAUAAAUUUGAUCACCAGCUGUUUGACGGACUGGUGGCGCUGCGCGGGCAGACCCAUGGGGAUAUCAGGCAGGAAGCGGCGAUCGCGGACAUGGCGGAGGACUUGAUCCGGUGCAGAGGCGGGGACCCUAGGCUGUUUGGCCUGCUGCCGGAGGAUGUGAGGAGCAAGUAUAUGCGCGCGCAGGCGCUCGAGGUUAUUUGCUGAAUGGAUGGUGAAGUGGGCGUGUGUGAAUCCGAGGUGUUGGCGAGUGUAGACUGUCAUUCUGUAAUCUGGACGGAGAAAUGGAUGGGGUUGCUUCACAUCG
Thermothelomyces thermophilus ATCC 42464 is the source of this 1529-nucleotide messenger RNA. RefSeq lists its product as uncharacterized. The coding region runs from base 296 to 1429 and encodes 377 amino acids. The transcript has a single exon. NCBI's taxonomy places the organism in Eukaryota, Fungi, Ascomycota, Sordariomycetes, Sordariales, Chaetomiaceae. The record is from RefSeq and is a predicted model, not a curated record.